CAGUUGGCCAAUUUUCAAAAGUUUUGGUUGUGAGCAAUGGUCAGUCGGUUCGGUUACCUGACGUGUUUGACUAAAAAUUUCAAAUUCAGUUCUAGAAGUGUGGCCAGGUGUCUAUAUCAUACGCGAGUCAAAGUAGCAAAUCCAGUCGUGGAUUUAGAUGGGGAUGAAAUGACCCAUAUAAUCUGGGAUAAAAUCAAAUCAGCUCUUAUAUUUCCUUACGUAGAUGUUGAGUGUAAAUACUACGAUUUAGGACUUCCCAACCGUGACCGAACCGAUGACCAAGUAACAAUUGAUGCAGCACUUGCCAUCAAACAGUAUAAUGUUGGGAUUAAGUGUGCAACAAUAACUCCUGAUGAGCAACGCGUGAAAGAGUUUAAUUUGAAAAAGAUGUGGUUGUCUCCAAAUGGAACUAUUCGUAAUAUUCUUGGUGGUACUGUUUUCCGUGAACCGAUUUUAUGCCCAAACGUUCCUCGACUUGUUCCUGGAUGGACUAAACCAAUUGUGAUUGGUCGCCAUGCCCAUGGGGAUCAAUACAAAGCUGUAGAUAUGGUUAUUAAAGAACAAGGCGUUUUAGAACUUGUAUUUACACCGAAAUCGUCAGGAUUGGAAAAACGUAUGAAAUUAUUUGAAUUCAAUGGAGGUGGAAUAGGUUUGGGUAUGUAUAAUACAGAUGAAAGUAUUUAUGGUUUUGCACGUAGUUGUUUUGAAUAUGCAUUAAAUAAAAAAUGGCCAUUAUAUUUAAGUACUAAAAAUACUAUUUUAAAACAAUAUGAUGGUCGAUUCAAAGAUAUAUUUCAAGAGGUAUUUAACCAAGAUUAUCAAAAAAAAUUUGAACAGAAUAAAAUUUGGUAUGAACAUCGUUUAAUUGAUGAUAUGGUAGCACAAGCAUUGAAAUCCAAUGGUGGUUUUGUUUGGGCUUGUAAAAAUUAUGAUGGUGAUGUUCAAAGUGAUAUUAUUGCUCAAGGUUAUGGUUCAUUAGGUCUUAUGACAUCGGUAUUAAUGUGUCCAGAUGGUAAAACAAUGGAAGCGGAAGCAGCACAUGGUACUGUUACACGUCAUUAUAGAGAAUAUCAAAAAGGUUUACCAACUAGUACAAAUCCUAUAGCAUCUAUAUUUGCAUGGACUAGAGGUUUAGAACAUCGUGGUAAAUUAGAUGACAAUAUUGAAUUGAUUCAAUUUUGUCAUCGUUUAGAAAAAGCCUGUAUCAAUACCAUAGAAUCAGGGAAAAUGACAAAAGAUUUAGCAAUUUGUAUUCAUGGCCCAGAAAAUCUAAAACCGGAACAUUAUUUAACCACAAUGGAUUUUUUCGACGCCAUUAUUGAUCAAUUGAAACGAAUCAAUUAGAAAGUUGUUUGUGUUUAUAGAAUUAGGCCAUGUAUUCAACUUCUUGCUUAUUUUUAAUUUAAAAAAAGAUCAUUUAUGAAAUAUAUGUAUUGAUAAAUUUUGUGUAUAAAUGUGAAUUUGCGAAAAAACAUUCAAUUAUUCUUAUUUACUAUUCUUUUUGUUUAAAUGUAC
Messenger RNA from Schistosoma turkestanicum, 1515 nucleotides. NCBI's taxonomy places the organism in Eukaryota, Metazoa, Platyhelminthes, Trematoda, Strigeidida, Schistosomatidae. The record is from the annotation of a GenBank genome assembly.